Messenger RNA from Rotaria socialis, 1089 nucleotides. The record is from the annotation of a GenBank genome assembly. Lineage: Eukaryota; Metazoa; Rotifera; Eurotatoria; Philodinida; Philodinidae.
AUGGAGAAUGAUUCUUUACCAUUAUUAUCUGAUACAAAUGAACGUUUUCGUCGAAUACGUGAACUUGGCUCCGGAACAUAUGGACGUGUGCUAUUAGCAUUUGAUCGUGAUCUACAACAACGUUGUGCAUUAAAAGUUCUACCAAAGUCAACAACAAAAUAUCGUGAUUUUCAACGCGAAUAUAAUUAUUCAUUAUUGUUAUCACCACAUCGUUCGAUAAUAAGUACAUAUGAAGAUCGAUGUUAUCAAACAGCAGAUGCAUUCGUUAUUGUUCAAGAAUAUGCGCCAUUAGGAGAUUUAUUUGAAUCAAUACCACCACAACGUGGCUUACCAGAAAAAGCUGUUAAAACAAUCAUGAAACAAGUUUCUUCAGCACUCGAAUUUAUGCAUGAGAAAGGACUAGUUCAUCGUGAUGUUAAACCAGAAAAUGUUAUGAUAUUUGAUGCAGAUUUUCACAAAGUCAAAUUAAUUGAUUUUGGUAUGACACGAAAAUGUGGCUCAUACGUCAGACGUUUAAUUGGAAGUAUACCCUAUUCGCCUCCCGAAGUAUGUAGUGCACUAAAUAAUGAUAUACUUGUUUCAACUGCUAUGGAUGUUUGGGCAUUUGGUGUAUUACUAUUUUGUUGUUUAACAGGAAAUUUUCCUUGGGAACAUGCUCAAGAAUCAGAUGUUUAUUAUAAAGAAUAUUUACAAUGGCAUCGAAAUCAUCAAAAUCAUCAAAUAAAACGUCGAUACAAAUUACCAUCACAAUGGUAUCGAUUUACUAGCCAUUUAAUGAGAGUAUUUAAUAAGAUGCUAGAUCCGGAAUCAUUAAAACGAUGCCCAAUAACUGACAUAGGUAAAUAUUAUGAUUAUAGAUGGAUUCACGAUCAAAAUAAUUGUCGACGUUUAUCAAAUGAAGAUGAAGGUGUCGAAGAAGAUUUUUCAUCGUCAGAAAAUGGUAUAGAAAGUAAUGCAAUGACAAUAAGUGCAACAAGUAAUACUGAUUUUGAGGAACUAACACAAAUGAUGAGAAAUUCUCUAACUACAUUCGAUCAUAUAACAUCUGGUGAUAAUCAAAAAACCCUACCCACUAAACUUUUGUCCUGA